AUGGAAGAGCGUGGGGCGAUCAAGCUAGCCAAUUGGGCCGCGACGCACGGCAGCACACAGCAAAGAGGAAAUCGACGGGCGGGGCGGAGCCCGGAGGACGCCGCCGCCGUCUCCGCCGCAAAUCGUCGCGGUCGCCUUCUUCACCCUCCGUCGCCUUCAUCACCGCAAUCAUCACCGUCCGUCAGGGAAACUGCAAUUACUUGCAAGGAAAAGGUCUCUGCUACAUUUGUGUCACCGCCACCCCACCAUGUACAGAUUGCAAGGGUUGGGCAGACCUCCCGGAGGGUCUUCUGGGCUCCAUCAUUGCUCGGCUGGGCCUGGUCUCGUUCUCUGAUCUUGUUGCCUUUUCUGCGACCUGUCGCUCUUGGCGUGCCGCCUUCUCCACCUUCAUACCGCUGCUCCCACCUCUCCUUCUCCGGCCUGAUGUCCCUAUGUCCUUUCCUCCUCGUCCUCCCAUGAUCAACAACCUGGUACCAACACGGCCAUGCCAUGCCACUAAUAUAGCAAACCAAGACACCUACCAGUGCUGUCAGAUUCCCAUACAUAGUAUUUUUGGUGAAAACAAUGCCCCACCAAGUCCUCUAGAAGGGUUUUGCUUCAAUGGUGUUGCCUAUGGUCAUCUCAUUUUCUCAAGAGAUAAAUCAUGCCUCAUUGUUGAUGUGUUCAGAGGUGUUAGUGUC
Molecule: messenger RNA, 680 nt
Organism: Triticum aestivum (bread wheat)
Lineage: Eukaryota; Viridiplantae; Streptophyta; Magnoliopsida; Poales; Poaceae
Exons: 3
Coding region: 1-459 (152 amino acids)
Source: RefSeq, a predicted model, not a curated record